This is a messenger RNA of Penicillium canescens, 2700 nucleotides long. RefSeq names its product class I alpha-mannosidase 1A. The record is from RefSeq and is a predicted model, not a curated record. Gene Ontology annotation, cellular component: endoplasmic reticulum; Golgi membrane. Bases 1 to 2700 code for a protein of 899 amino acids. Gene Ontology annotation, molecular function: mannosyl-oligosaccharide 1,2-alpha-mannosidase activity; calcium ion binding. Lineage: Eukaryota; Fungi; Ascomycota; Eurotiomycetes; Eurotiales; Aspergillaceae. The transcript has 3 exons. Gene Ontology annotation, biological process: carbohydrate metabolic process; N-glycan processing.
AUGUUUCGAGCUCGUCGCUAUCGAGUUCUAGUCAUCUUCGCUGCGGCGUUCAUCCUCACCUUCAUCCACUUCGCCCGAUCACGCGACUGGAGCGAUACGUCAAUCGAACAGCCUGUCGGCGUUCACCCACCAGAUCCCGCCUCUGCCUACCCAAACCAACCCCAAGCCCCGAAACCCGACAACCCAGCCGCGGCUGCUGCCAUCGAGGAGAGCGACAAAUAUGUCAUCCCGGAACCCAACCGCGGCUCCUCCGGCUCCGCACCCUCUACCGAAAAGCCGAAGAUAGGAUCUCCUGUUGGUCCCAGCAGCGGGUCAAAGGGUAGCAGCAGCAGUCUCAAGGAUGCCACCAAAGAUAAAGCGCCAGUUAAAGUGCCUAGCAAGGACGGUUCGAAGGACCCCGCGCCAGUGGGUGGCGCUGGUAGAUUGCCACCAACAACAGAAGACCCCUCCAGCAUUCAAGAGGAGAUGGACAACGGAGGUGCUGGUAGACAUUCAGUGGACCAUCCCAGCACUGGCAUUCGGUGGAAGAAGUUCACUGAGCAGUUCCCCGUACCGGCGGGCGAGACAAUCAAGCUGCCCAAGGAGCGGUCGAAGAUUCCCAAGCUCCAGGCUAAGUUCAAGGAUGAGUCGAGCUCGGAUAAGCAGGAGCGGUUGCAGCGACUUAGCACUAUCAAGGCUGAGUUUAAGCAUGCUUGGCAGGGGUACAAGAAGAUCGCUAUGGGGCAUGAUGAGGUUAAGCCACUGUCAAAGCAGGUCGAGAACCCGUUCAAUGGUUGGGGUGCGACUUUGGUUGAUUCUCUUGAUACACUUUGGAUUAUGGAGUUGAAGGAGGAGUUCACCGAGGCUGUGGAUGUCGUUAAGAAGAUUGAUUUCAAGACCUCAUCUAGAGGUGAUAUCCCGCUCUUUGAGACUACCAUUCGUUACCUUGGUGGUCUUUUGGGUGCUUAUGAUAUCUCUGGUCAUCGGUAUACAGUGCUUUUGGAGAAGGCCGAGGAGCUUGCCGAGAUUCUUAUUGGUGCCUUUGAUACACCAAACCGCAUGCCGCAUCUUUACUACCGAUGGGCUCCAGAGUUCGUUGCGAGGCGCCAUCGGGCCUCUAUCCGAGCUGGUCUGGCUGAAAUUGGAUCGCUUUCUUUGGAAUUCACUCGAUUGGCUCAAUUGACCCAACAGGACAAGUACUACGAUGCAAUUGCGCGCAUUACCAAUGAAUUGGAGAAGAUCCAAGAUUCGACCAGCAUCCCUGGACUGUGGCCUCUUCGUGUCAAUGCGCAGGGAUGUACUAAAUACGAUUCUCUGCGCAAUGGUAGCCCUUCGCGUGAGCAGCAUGCCGCUUCAACGACCCAGAGGACUUCCACAAAAACCCGCAGACCUUAUUCUGCGCCGACGGAUAUGGAGAGCUAUACGAACUUGAUCCCGCGUGAUGUUGAUGUGGAUGCUGAAGAACCUGUCCAACUUGCCAAUGGUACCCAUGCUGCCAAUUUGGCAAGCGUCGAGGCGCGCCAGCAACAGUCACCGCUUGCAAGCCAAUGCAAUGGCGGCUUGGAACUGCCCAUCUCGUCCCGUGAGAAUAAGUUUACCAUGGGAGGAAUGGCAGACUCAACCUACGAGUACCUGCCCAAGGAAUACCUCCUCCUAGGUGGCUUAGAGCAGUACCAGUCGAUGUACACCAAGGCUGCUGCUGCUGCCCGCAAACAUCUCGUGUUCCAGCCCAUGGUCAAAGGCGGACGUGACAUUCGAUUCAUGGCCUCUGCCUCAGUGACACCUGGAAAAGGCCCCGAUAUCAAAGAUCUCGAAUACGAAGGAACCCACCUCACAUGUUUCGUCGGUGGGAUGUUCGCCUUGGGAGCGAAGACAUUUGGAAUCGAGGGUGAUUUGGACCUUGCAGCCAAGCUUACCGACGGUUGUGUGUGGGCUUACGAGGUCACGCAGACUGGGAUAAUGCCAGAAAGAUUCCGCCUUCUAAGCUGUCAGAAGGGCUCAGCCUGUGAGUGGGACCAAGCCACCUUCGAUGCUGGCGUGGCACGUUGGUCGCGUCUUGACCCAGCGGCGGGACCCCAGUUCCGCAAUGGAGAGAGCGCCUAUGCUGAGCGUAUCAAGAUGGGCAUGAUCGAUGAAUCACGAGAGCCGGUUGGCAAGACCAUUCCCAUGGCCAUGCCAGGCUCAUUGAACCCUCACGAUAGCGACGUCGUAGAGAAGCGCAGUGAGAGCAGUGCUGCGAUUUCAUCUGCUGUUUCUGCUACCUCUGCUAUUUCAAGCCCAACACCAUUCCCUGGUACAGCUGACCUGGAGAACCGAGACGCGCCUCGUUCGCCUCCAUCGCCCGAUUCACCACAGGCGUCGGUUGGCAAGGAUCACCUCCCCGCGGGCAUGAUCAGUAUCCCAUUGCCCAAAUACAUCCUUCGACCCGAGGCAAUCGAGUCUGUUUUCAUUAUGUAUCGUCUGACCGGUGAAGAGUCCUGGCGCAAGAAGGGAUGGCAGAUGUUCGAGGCCAUCGUCAAACACACGCGGACAGACCUGGCCCACGCGGGCAUCAACGAUGUCACGGCCCAAAAGCCCACCCAGAUGGAUACCAUGGAGUCAUUCUGGUUAGCGGAGACGCUGAAAUACUUUUAUCUGCUCUUCAGUGACACGACUGUGGUGGAUUUAGAUAAAUACGUUCUGAAUACCGAAGCGCACCCAUUCCUGCGCCCCAGUUCAUAA